Messenger RNA from Juglans regia (Persian walnut), 2461 nucleotides. RefSeq names its product calmodulin-binding protein 60 B-like. Bases 147 to 2069 code for a protein of 640 amino acids. Gene Ontology annotation, biological process: regulation of salicylic acid biosynthetic process. Gene Ontology annotation, cellular component: nucleus. Gene Ontology annotation, molecular function: DNA-binding transcription factor activity; calmodulin binding; sequence-specific DNA binding. The record is from RefSeq and is a predicted model, not a curated record. Lineage: Eukaryota; Viridiplantae; Streptophyta; Magnoliopsida; Fagales; Juglandaceae. The transcript has 9 exons.
GGGUAGACUGGGAUAUAAAAACUGAGACUUCAGAUAACAUUUACUUUUGCUUUCGAUUUUCUCGCACUCCAAGCAGUCCAAAUUUUCUAACAGCGAGUUUGGUGUGGUUCUAGUGUGUUGCAGAUCUGGAAAGCGUGUGGGUGUAAAUGCAGACUAGGUAUAUGGAGAGGACCAAAUCUAUGAGCAGAGGCAAGAGGAGUUUGGAGGGGGGAGGAGGAGAAGACGAGCAGCAGGAGCGUAAGCGGCCUGCUCUCGCUAGUGUAAUUGUUGAAGCUCUGAAAGUGGACAGUCUACAAAAGCUAUGCUCGUCUUUGGAACCUAUUCUUCGCAGAGUUGUCAGUGAAGAAGUGGAGCGUGCCUUGGCAAAGUUAGGCCCUGCUAGACUUACUGGAAGGUCUUCCCCAAAACGAAUUGAAGGUCCAGAUGGACGAAACUUGCAGCUGCUCUUUAAGUCCAGAUUGUCUCUUCCUCUCUUCACUGGAGGGAAAGUAGAAGGCGAGCAGGGUGCUGCGAUCCAUGUUAUUUUGAUUGAUGCAGACACUGGUUGUGUUGUUACAUCUGGACCUGAAGCCUCAGUCAAACUAGACAUUCAUGUGCUGGAAGGUGAUUUUAACAAUGAAGAUGAUGAAGGCUGGUCCCAAGAAGAAUUUGAAAGCCAUGUAGUGAAAGAGCGUGAAGGCAAGAGACCCUUGUUAACUGGGGACCUGCAAGUGACACUUAAGGAAGGGGUAGGGACAUUGGGGGAGCUUACAUUUACGGAUAACUCAAGUUGGAUAAGGAGCAGGAAGUUCAGGCUUGGCUUGAAGGUUGCCUCUGGAUUUUGUGAGGGCAUGCGCAUACGAGAAGCAAAGACAGAAGCUUUUACUGUUAAAGAUCACAGAGGGGAAUUGUACAAGAAACACUAUCCACCUGCAUUAGAUGAUGAAGUAUGGAGAUUGGAGAAAAUUGGCAAGGAAGGGUCAUUCCACAAGAGGCUGAACAGCAAAGAAAUAUUCACAGUUCGAGAUUUUCUUCGGCUUGUGGUCAGAGAUCAGCAAAAACUUCGAACUAUCCUCGGAAGUGGUAUGUCAAAUAAGAUGUGGGACGCUCUCUUAGAGCAUGCAAAGACUUGUGUCACGAGUGGGAAGUUCUACGUUUACUUUUCUGAUGAUGCAAGAAAUAUGGGUGCUGUUUUUAACAACAUAUAUGAACUGCGUGGCCUUAUUAAUGGGGAGCAAUACCUUUCUGCUAAUUCUCUUUCUGAUAGCCAAAAGGUCUAUGUGGAUAUGCUGGUGAAGAAAGCAUAUGACCAUUGGGACCAAGUUGUAGAAUAUGAUGGCAAGGCACCCUUGAGCUUCAAGCAGAAUGACAGGCCAAGUGCAUCCCGGAAUGAACUUAAUAUGGGCCCAAUUGAUUACUCUACUGCUUUGGAUCAUCAGCUGCAAAUACCACACCUGCCUGUUCCUUCAGAGCAGCCUCCUAUGGAUUCUGGCUUACGUGUUGGAGGGUAUAAUGAUAAUCUGGCAACGAGGUAUUCAGCCCAGUCACAUAUUGGAAAUUCAAUUUCUCGCGUCCAGUUUGACAGCACUUCUUUUGCACAACAUGACCAUUUGUUAAGCAACUCUCACCAAGACCAAAGUGGAAGAAAUGAUAACACUGCUGUUGGACUGGCCCUUGGUCUUCCACAAUCAUCCACGUCAGGAUUUGAAACUAGUAACCCUACAGCUCAAUCAUCUAGUCUUCCUCCUUUCGAUGACUGGUCCCAAAACCAAGAGAAGGGAGUUGAUGAGUUCUUUUCAGAGGAAGAGAUUCACAUUAGAAGUCGUGAGAUGCUUGAGAAUGAAGAUAUGCAGCAUUUGCUCCGACUCUUCAGUAUGGGAGGUCAUUCCUCAAUUAACAUGCCAGAGGAUGGGUACUCAUUCUCAUCAUACAUGCCAUCACCAAUGCCAACCUUUGAGGAAGAUCGUGGCCGAUCUGGAAAAGCUGUUGUUGGGUGGCUGAAGAUUAAGGCAGCAAUGAGGUGGGGUUUCUUUAUUAGGAAGAAAGCUGCUGAGAAGCGAGCACAGAUUGUUGAGUUAGAUGAUGAGUAGAUGUUGCUAUGAGGAUGCAGUUAGGUUUUCUCCUCUUAACCUUCAUACUGCCUCACUAUUCUGCAAAUCAUACUUCAUUCUUGGAACUUUUGUUGUGUCUAGGUAUGUUGGCAGCAGAAGCUCUCUUCUUGUACAGUUUGCCAGUAUAGUCGUUUCUGUUAAUCACCCUUGAUUCCAUAAAUAUGCAUUCUCACCACAAUACCGCUGCAUUUGUGAACGGUAUAUCUAUGCGUUUUUCGGGUUGUGUUUAUAGGGGUAAAUGUGCUUUUCACUUGAUAGCCCCUUCUGCGUUGACUGAUUAGAUGAUCGGUUCUUAUAUCUUCUUUGUGACUUAAAUUUGUUGUUUCAAUUAAUGUAAGAGAGUUGUGGCUUCUAGUAUAUUUUUGCCUUAC